This is a messenger RNA of Arctia plantaginis, 300 nucleotides long. The record is from the annotation of a GenBank genome assembly. NCBI's taxonomy places the organism in Eukaryota, Metazoa, Arthropoda, Insecta, Lepidoptera, Erebidae.
AUGCAUUACAUACUAGUAACAGAGUUGGAGAACACUAGUUUCACGUCUUGUAAAAUACAGGGCUUGUCUGCGGAAGACUGGACAGUUCUUGAGGCAGAAUUUACCAACCUUAACCUAACAUAUAUAAAACAAGAAACUUUCUAUGAGGUUGACAUCCCAGGUAUUCAGGUUUUAAAUAUACUAGCGCAAAUCAGAUACAAUUACAAGAUUGUAAGUCAGUCAAUGGCAAUAGAGAAAACAGUAAUUGGUGGUAGAACUCUUCAAGUGCAAAAGUUGGUCUGGACAUUAGGUAAAAUAUGA